Cynara cardunculus var. scolymus (artichoke) is the source of this 853-nucleotide messenger RNA. RefSeq lists its product as uncharacterized. Lineage: Eukaryota; Viridiplantae; Streptophyta; Magnoliopsida; Asterales; Asteraceae. The transcript has 3 exons. The record is from RefSeq and is a predicted model, not a curated record. The coding region runs from base 162 to 707 and encodes 181 amino acids.
AAAAAAAGCAAGAAAAGAUAUGAAAGCAUCCAUGCUACUUUGCCAUAAAGAAGCUUCUUUUUUAAACAAACCCAUCUCCAUUUUUGUAACGCUUUGAUUACUUGCUAAGAAAACCCUCUCAUACCUCAACUUAAUUUCAGAAUCUCCACCCUCUGAUUCCAAUGGCUUCCACAUUGCUAUUGGUUGUUGUAUUUGUUUUCGAUCUCGUUGCUUUUGCACUUGCUGUUGCCGCCGAGCAAAGGAGAGCUUCUGCUCGGAUUGCUCAAGAUGCAAAUUCUAGGUAUUGUGUUUAUGAAUCUGAUAUAGCAACAGGGAUGGGUGUGGGUGCGCUGUUAUUCCUUCUUGUAAGCCAACUCCUUGUGAUGGUUGCAACCCGUUGCAUGUGUUGUGGGCGAGCCCUGAGCCCUGGCCGUUCGAGGGCAUUAGCUGUCUUCUUAUUCAUUACCUGCUGGGUGACAUUCAUCAUUGCUGAGGCCUGCUUGCUUGCUGGUUCGGUGAGAAAUGCGUAUCACACAAAGUACAGGAGCGUACUCUCGGCUAACCCUCCUUCGUGUGAGACCCUGAGGAAAGGUGUGUUUGGUGCGGGGGCUGCAUUCGUGGUUUUCACGGGUAUCGUCUCCGAGCUUUACUACGUUUUCUAUUCGAAAUCCGAUGAAGGUGUGAUCCCUACGAGAGAUACCGGCAUAAGAAUGGGAGCAUUCAACUGAAACUUUUGAUGCCUUUGUUAAUUUUUAUUCAUAGAUUUAAUUUGUUAUACAACAUUCUCAUAUGCUUUCCCUUUGUAUUUUACAUUUAUAGUUGAAAUUGUGUUUUUUUCUGAGAAAUUAUGAAUUUAUUGGGUACUUUUAUAUCA